CUUCAAACGGGACUUUGGGCUACCGGGGCCUCGGCGUCCCUGACACCCCCCGCCCCCGCGCCCUCCCGAGCUGCUCGGCGCGCAGCGUCCCGCGCCCGCCAGGACCGCUCCUGCGCCACGCGCCCGGGCUGGAGGCCGAGCAGGCGGGCAAAGUGACGGGGUGCGGCGCGGAGAGGCCGCCGGGGCCAGGAGCGGCCACCAGCGCCCAGGACAGAGCGCCAGCGACGGCAGGAGUUCGCGGAGCGCGGCCGCGGGGGGCGGACGGCGGCGCCCUCGCCGCAAGAUGCGGGGCCGCCGGGUGUGAGCCGAGCCGGGCGCGCCCCGAGCCACCUGCGGCCCCCUGUCCCGUCCCUGCCCCCCCAACUCUCGGGGGUGCCCAGAUCCGCUUCCCCCGGCUCCGCGGCAGCCCCGACCGCCCCAUCUCCCGCUGCCCCCUCCCUGUCGCCGCCACCGACCCCGAGGAGGGAUGACCCUGUCCGGCGGCGGCAGCGCCAGCGAUAUGUCCGGCCAGACGGUGCUGACGGCCGAGGACGUGGACAUCGAUGUGGUGGGUGAGGGCGACGACGGGCUGGAGGAGAAGGACAGCGACGCGGGCGGCGAGAGCCCCGCGGGGCCGCCGGAGCUGCGCCUGGACGAGGCGGACGAGGUGGCCCCGCCGGCGGCGCCCCGUCCCGGGCAACCCCAGCCGCCCCACCAGCAGCCCCUGGCGCUGCCCAAGGAGGCGGCCGGGGCCGGGCCGGGGGCCGAGGCGGGCGCUCCGGAGGCCGACGGCUGCAAGGGCGGCGUCGGCGGCGAGGAGGCCGGCGGGCCGGGCGCGGGCGGCGGGGCGGCGGGCGGCCUGGCCCCCAGCAAGCCCAAGAACAGCCUGGUGAAGCCGCCCUACUCGUACAUCGCGCUCAUCACCAUGGCCAUCCUGCAGAGCCCGCAGAAGAAGCUGACGCUGAGCGGCAUCUGCGAGUUCAUCAGCAACCGCUUCCCCUACUACCGCGAGAAGUUCCCGGCCUGGCAGAACAGCAUCCGCCACAACCUCUCGCUCAACGACUGCUUCGUCAAGAUCCCCCGCGAGCCGGGCAACCCGGGCAAGGGCAACUACUGGACGCUGGACCCGCAGUCCGAGGACAUGUUCGACAACGGCAGCUUCCUGCGGCGCCGGAAGCGCUUCAAGCGCCACCAGCAGGAGCACCUGCGCGAGCAGACGGCGCUCAUGAUGCAGAGCUUCGGCGCCUACAGCCUGGCGGCGGCGGCCGGGCCCUACGGCCGCCCCUACGGCCUGCACCCCGCGGCCGCGGCCGGCGCCUACUCGCACCCGGCGGCCGCCGCCGCCGCCGCCGCCGCCGCCGCCGCCGCCGCGCUCCAGUACCCGUACGCGCUGCCGCCCCCGGUGCUGCCGCCCGCCGUGCCGCUGCUGCCCUCGGGCGAGCUGGGCCGCAAGGGGGCCGCCUUCGGCUCGCAGCUCGGCCCCGGCCUGCAGCUGCAGCUCAACAGCCUGGGCGCCGCCGCGGCCGCGGCGGGCACGGCGGGGGCCUCGGGCAGCAGCGCCGCCGCGUCGCUCAUCAAGUCGGAGCCGAGCGCGCGGCCGUCGUUCAGCAUCGAGAACAUCAUCGGCGGGGGCCCCGCGGCUCCCGGGGGCGCGGCGGGGGGCGCCGGAGGGGGCGGGGGCGGGGGCACCGCGCAGUCCUUCCUGCGGCCGCCUGGGACCGUGCAGUCGGCGGCGCUCAUGGCCACGCACCAGCCGCUGUCGCUGAGCCGGACGACCGCCACCAUCGCGCCCAUCCUGAGCGUGCCGCUCUCGGGACAGUUCCUGCAGCCCGCGGCCGCCGCCGCCGCCGCCGCCGCCGUGCAAGCCAAGUGGCCCGCGCAAUAGGGACGCGCGGGUGGCGGGGACCCUGAACCCGGCGGUGGCCUGGGGAGCGGCGGCUGCACUUGCAGGCUGCGCGCCCCGCCCGGGUCCCGGUCCCCCCCCAGUCCGGACUCUGCCUCUCUCCCGUGUCCCCUCUCUAGACCCCCAACACCUCCUUCCGCGGCCUCCCCCUCUCUCGCGCACCUGAGGUGGCCCAGCAAACUCAUCGCGCGCCCGCCAGGAAUAGCUUUCCGUACAGGUAAAACCGAAUUUUCCAGAAAUGCACCCCGACGGCGCCUGCUUUCAGUACAGUGAGGAUGGGAGGAAAAUCCUUUGUACAUAUUUGUAUAAAAAUUAUUGACUUUCCUUUUGGGGUUUUUAUUUUUUUAAGAAAAAAAAAUUCAGUAGAUUUAGAGUUCUGAACUUUCAUUUUUUUUGAAGGUUCACUCUCCGCAGUUUUAUCUGAGAGAAGAAUGUAUAGAGACGUGGGCAGAUUUUAAAUAUAAAAGAAUUUUCAAAAGACGAAAAAUGUCAUUCUAUUAUAAAAGUCUGUUUAUAUAUGAAUGGAUAUAUAUGGUAUUCUAAAUGUUAUUCCAUCGUGUUGUACACAGCUUUGUAAAUAAAUUUUUAAAAUGC
This is a messenger RNA of Nycticebus coucang (slow loris), 2476 nucleotides long. RefSeq names its product forkhead box D3 (gene FOXD3). The transcript has a single exon. The coding region runs from base 467 to 1864 and encodes 465 amino acids. The record is from RefSeq and is a predicted model, not a curated record. Gene Ontology annotation, molecular function: RNA polymerase II cis-regulatory region sequence-specific DNA binding; DNA-binding transcription factor activity, RNA polymerase II-specific. Gene Ontology annotation, biological process: regulation of transcription by RNA polymerase II; anatomical structure morphogenesis; cell differentiation. Lineage: Eukaryota; Metazoa; Chordata; Mammalia; Primates; Lorisidae.